Messenger RNA from Cadophora gregata, 2654 nucleotides. RefSeq lists its product as uncharacterized. The transcript has 4 exons. The record is from RefSeq and is a predicted model, not a curated record. Gene Ontology annotation, biological process: transmembrane transport. Lineage: Eukaryota; Fungi; Ascomycota; Leotiomycetes; Helotiales; Ploettnerulaceae. Gene Ontology annotation, molecular function: transmembrane transporter activity. Gene Ontology annotation, cellular component: fungal-type vacuole membrane. Bases 364 to 1773 code for a protein of 469 amino acids.
UGUGGCUUGCAGCUUCGAUUGUGGCGCCAAGCCCCAAAUUCGUCAAUCAAGCUGCGUACGACGGUUUCUAGGCUUCCACUUCAAAGCCAAUCGAAGUCCAUCAGUGACCUCCACCCUCUGUUCUACUGCGGCACAAAUAACCAUGACAUACAAUUCUUCGUUACGAACUUCUGCCAGAGGGGGCAUUGCUACUCUAGAUUCCUUCUGCGACAUGCUGCGGUCGAGUACAAGCACUCUCGUUGACCGUAGCACCGACUCCACCGAGUGAGGACUUUCACGACUCCCAGCCACUUCGACAUUAUACAGAAGAGAGAAGGAAAGAACGAAGGGAAAAUCUUGCUGGAACGGCAAUCCGCGAAUACAAUGAGCACGAAAUAUAUGACCAAAGUCGGCGAAGAGCUGGGCUUGGUUUCCCUUUGGUCCUCCACGAUCGACGUGAAGCUUCUUUGCUCACAACGUUUCGUGCGACUCUUUGCCUAUGGCGGCUCGACUCUCAUCCUCGUAUCUUACCUGCAGGAGCUGGGCAUCUCGAAAGAGAAGAUUGGAUUGUUCAUGACAUUGACUUUGGUGGGAGAUACGGCGAUCAGCUUUGUCCUCACUCUGGUCGCAGAUGCGCUAGGAAGAAAAUCAAUACUGGCGCUGGGGGCGAUCUUGAUGGCUGCGUCGGGUGUCAUAUUUGCUCUGUUUGGGAACUAUUGGAUAUUGCUUCUUGCAGCUAUUGUUGGAGUUAUCAGUCCCAGUGGGAAUGAAAUCGGUCCCUUUCGCGCAAUCGAAGAAAGCACCCUCGCUCAACUCACGCCGGUCGCCAACCGUGGUGAUAUAUAUGCUUGGUAUUCUUUGAUCGGUACAGCCGGUACGGCGUUCGGACUCAUGACAACUGGCUGGAUAUUGAACCACAUGAUAAACGAUCUACAAUGGGGGGCUAUCGCGUCAUAUCGGAUUGUCUUCUGGGCAUAUGCUGGUUUUGGGAUACUAAAGCUGUUACUCACUCUUGCUCUUAGCGGAGCCGUAGAGCUGGAGAAGAAACCGACGCCCAUUCAAGAUCCGGAAUCUGCGCCGCUGUUGGGAGAUGGUGCUGAAGAGGUAGAGCCGAAGAAGGGGAAUUGGCUCUUUUCGAAAUUGCCGGAUUUCAGUACGGAGAGUCGAGCUAUUGUGAUCAAUCUGUGUAUUCUGUUUGCAUUGGAUGCUUUUGCAUCUGGCCUUGCUCCUCUUUCCUGGGUAACGUUCUUCUUCCACGAGAAAUUCCACCUCAAAGAAGGAGUCCUCGGCUCCCUCUUCUUCACAACCGCCAUCAUCGCCGCAAUCUCUAUGCUCUUCGCUUCCUCAAUUGCAAAACGGAUCGGCAACAUUCAAACAAUGGUCUUCACGCACCUCCCCUCCGCAGUGUUCCUCGCUCUCAUUCCGAUUCCCGAUAAUGUAUCCGUUGCCAUGAUGUUUCUCAUUCUACGCUCCUGUACGCAAUCUAUGGAUGUAGCGCCCCGCUCGGCAUUCCUCGCCGCUGUGGUGUUACCGCAUGAAAGGACUGCCGUGAUGGGUAUGGUCAAUGUCGCGAAAUCCAUGGGUCAGAGUUCUGGGCCGUUCAUCACAGGUCUGUUGGCUGGAAAGGGUAGGUUCUGGAUUGCAUUUGUCGCGGCCGGUACGUUGAAGGCCUGUUAUGAUUUGGGUAUGCUGGCUGUUUUUAAAGGGCAUAAGACGCAUGAUGAUCAUGCUGAGGAGAGGAGAGCUGCUGAGGAAGAGAGACUGAGGGAGAGUGAAGAUCCAGAUGAGCGAUGAAGGAGUGACCGGUGCGUGGGUAGAAGACAGUACAAAGUUCAGACAAAGGUCUGGAGAAGUAUGUCACAUGCAGGUAUGUGCAAGAAACUCCUCAUAAAUCUUACUAUAUAAUAGAUAUAUCUAAGAUCUCUGUGAGUCACAGUUCUCUCUUUCCGACCUUCACAAUGGUGGCUUUACCAUGUCCAGAGAAUAGACUGUGUUGCUUUCUUAAAUCAAUUUUGUUAUGGAUCCCGCACCUUUCACCUGUUCUUUUUUGGUGGGUGCCAGACUGUCGCUUUGAUCGUUCUUCACGAUAUAUUCGAUAUUCCGAUAUUUCUACAUCCAAAGGCGCUUUCCUCGUGAUGGUUGAUUUACGUGGCAACGGCCGGGUAAAUUGGUUUCGGCCGACCCUGCAUAAUGGCGCGUGAAGAAGCGGUGGUACGUGGAAUAUUGUUUCGCGGAUCUGGCGUUUUGGCGGUUAGAGGCUUGCUUAUACCUGAAACUGGAUGAAACUGGAUACAGAAUUGAAAUAACUUAGGAAAAGCUGGGAAACAUCUAUAUUAAAAUGCCCCUUAAAGGACCCAGGCGAGCGAGCGUGACAAGACUCAAAUCAACAAUUCGAACAGAAAAUUAUAGCAGAAACAAAGACCACCUUUCGAGGCGAUCUGCAAAGUCAGGCACGGGUAUAGGGUAUUCAAAACACUCCUGACAAGCAUAAGAUCGCCCAGUCUAAACUCUUCUAGAGAUUAUUUAGACGGUGGAUUGAUUAACGACAGUUGCGCGCUUCUCAUCAAUGGGAUCAUGCUCGUUGUGGAUGUCCUUCUCAACCUCGUGGAGAUCCAAGUGGGCAACCUCAGCACUCUCACCAUCGAAGAUCUUGGCGAGUUCCUCGAGAGUGGGAC